Gaeumannomyces tritici R3-111a-1 is the source of this 2702-nucleotide messenger RNA. RefSeq lists its product as hypothetical. The transcript is spliced from 8 exons. Gene Ontology annotation, cellular component: extracellular region. The record is from RefSeq and is a predicted model, not a curated record. NCBI's taxonomy places the organism in Eukaryota, Fungi, Ascomycota, Sordariomycetes, Magnaporthales, Magnaporthaceae. The coding region runs from base 813 to 2483 and encodes 556 amino acids.
UCGUGUUAACCAUGCUCACCUUGUCGGACAGGUCGACAGCUUGAUGCCUGAGGAUCGAGGCUAUGCAAGAGUCAAGGCCACCAAUUCAAGGGACGGUUUGCUAUCGUCGGCUGUCCUUUCCCAGCCAUGCUUCCCUCUCUUGAACCCCUGCUCCCGAGGCACAGGUCACGUGCCUAAGUCAAGGUGACAGUUGGAAGACACAGUCAGCCCCUGCCCCUUGCAAGCUCGGAGCCCACCGACUCGCAGUCGAGCAUGAUCAUAUCAAAAACAAACCUCCCGGCAUUUCUUGGCUCCUUGGCCAACCCCGCAAAGAAGAACCCUCCUUCCUCUUCCAUAAAAGGGGGUGCCCCGGGAACCAGCCAGCAGCGGGACGGCGCAGGUCCAGACGCAAAGCCCCCAGCCAACACAUUUUCCCUCACCGCCGGGUGCGGGUGGCGACAAGACCGCCAAGAGAUUUUGACCGCAGAGGUUCCUGCCUCUUCGGGAAGCUGGACCGCUGCCCGAGAUGCUGUCGCUGAUAUUGCUGGACUGGGCUCUUCGGUCUGCCCGAGUGCUGUCGCUGAUAUUGCAGAUAGACACCAGCUGGGGCCGGCAGAAUGCAGGAUUUCCAUAAAUACGCCCGUUUCUUAAUUUGCCUGUCCGUUCCGCUGCAUGCGUCCCAGACUUUUGGUCCAGCCGGAUCCAGCUGUUUCUUUUUUUGGUGCUAGGUCGCGACGCUCCAGUUCAUUCUAAGAGCCUCAAAAGUAGUCGAUUUGGACCUGUGCCCUUUUCUGCCCGUCACCCUCACCAAACAUCCCAGCAAGCAAGCCAAAAUGCGCUACGCAUUUGCGCUCACGGCCGUCACGGCCGUCUUUGCGGCCGAAAUGCCCAAGGACGAGGCUCGUGCCCGGGAGCUCUACGACUCUGGAAAGAGGCACGAGGACCUUCUGAACAGGAAGAUUUCGCUCUGGACCGCCGGGGAGGAGGCUGGCCUGAUGAACUCGACCAAGUGGCCCAGGCUAGACUACACCAAAUGUGUGGACGGCUUCGCCCAGGCCAUCCCUGGCAGCGCGGUCCACAAGUUCAGGUGCAAGAACAUUGAUCUGUACGACUUCAUCAAUCAUGCCACCCUUGGCUCCCCCAACACCGACUACCGCGGCAAGAGCGGCAGCUCCUCGUGGGGGUGGACCGACCCCGAGUCUGGCCGCGAGUUUGUCGUCAGCGGCAUGUACGACGGAGUGGCGUUUAUCGAGAUUCUCCCUGAGGGCCGGAUGCACCACGUCGGAUUCCUUCCCAAAUGGGCGCCUGUUGCCAACAUGGCCUACUGGACUGAGAUCCGUCCUUACCUACACUACAUGGUUAUCGGCAGUGAGCUCGAGGGCAACGGUAUCCAGAUCUUUGACAUGAAGAAGCUCCUCCAUGUCAAGAAGGCAGACGCCCCCGUGCUGUUUACCAACGAAAAGGACCUCCACGGCCACUUCAAUGAGACCCUGCCCAUCGGGCGGACCCACAACGUUGUGAUCAACGAGGAGGCCAAGUACGGCGUCGCCGUGGGCGUGGCGCCCCGCGAUGAGUACUGCAAGGGCGGCCUGCACUUUUUUAGCCUCGAGGAUCCUGCCAACCCCAAGGCUCUGGGCUGCAACGGCAAUGAUGGCUACGUCCAUGAUGCCCAAUGCUUGAUCUACCGUGGCCCCGACACCAGGUACCAGGGCCGCGAUAUCUGCUACGGCUACAACGAGGACACCUUGACCAUCUACGACGUCACGGACAAGGCCAACUCGACCAUCAUCUCCAUCACCUCGUACGAGGGCGCCGAGUACACGCACCAGGGCUGGGUCAACGACGUCAACUGGCAGGAGUACCUCUUCAUGGACGACGAGUACGACGAGGUGGACGCCAGCGGGCCCUCCAAGGACGGCUACCCGACCACGUACAUCUGGGACAUCCGCGACCUCGAGAAGCCCAGGCAGACGGGCCUGUUCAAGGCCGCCAACCGCGGCAUCGACCACAACCUCUACGUCGUCGGCGACCUCAUCUACCAGUCCAACUACGGCGCCGGCAUGCGCGUCUACGACAUCUCGUCGGUUAAGGAGGACCCCACGGGCAGCAGCGUUUGCGAGGUUGCGUACUUUGACAUCUACCCCGAGGACGACGACCUGCCCGGCGGCGGUACCGUUGCGUUUGUCGGCUCGUGGUCGUCGUACGCCAUGUUCCCGUCCGGUUUUAUCUUUAUCAAUACGAUCGAGCGGGGAGGAUACCUCGUCAAGAUGACCAAGCGCGAGGCCUGCAAGCCAAAAACGUGCAACGCCGACAACUGCCUCCGCGCGAUGCGGUCCAACAGCAUCGGCGGCCGUCUCGGCGAGAGCCAAAAGUUCUGCGGCGAGUUCACCAAGACGUACGUCUCCGACGUCGCCGUGGUGCCCGAGUACGCGCGGCAGGCGUGCCAGACCAACGUCAUCUCCCGCGUCAGCUCGGCGUGCUCUUGCCUGCCGACGGGUGCGUGAGAGGGCGACGUUUUGGGUAGAAUGUCACCCAUCUUGGGCCAUUGAUUCGGGAGAAGGGUCAUUUCAUCUUGGAAAUCUGCACGACGUUGAUGGAAAAGUAGAAUAGAUGGCCUCACAGUGCUCAACCCGUACCUACACUCCAAUGUCAAGAUCUAGACCACCAGGUUGUGGAUAUGCGUGAACAAAAUCUAGGCCUGGGCCGGCCAAUAACCCUCUUAC